Cuculus canorus (common cuckoo) is the source of this 5746-nucleotide messenger RNA. RefSeq names its product GRAM domain containing 4 (gene GRAMD4). The record is from RefSeq and is a predicted model, not a curated record. The transcript is spliced from 20 exons. Gene Ontology annotation, biological process: apoptotic process; negative regulation of toll-like receptor 9 signaling pathway. NCBI's taxonomy places the organism in Eukaryota, Metazoa, Chordata, Aves, Cuculiformes, Cuculidae. Bases 112 to 1944 code for a protein of 610 amino acids.
GGAACGGGCACCUGCUGCCGCCCUCGCCCGCCGCGCUUUGUCCGGGGCUAAGCGGCCGCGGCGCGGCUCUCAGGGCGUCGCCUGGCUCCGGCGGCAUCGCGGGGAGCGUGGAUGAGAGUUUGCUCCGAUUUACGAGUGGGAGACUCCAACCGUCAUGUUAAGGUAAAGCAGAAAAGUGCAGUGCUGAACAUGCUAAAGAAGUUGGACAAAAUAAGGUUCAGAGGUCACAAGAGAGAUGAGUUCCUUGAUUUAGCAGAGUCUCCAAAUGCUUCAGACACUGAAUGUGGAGAUGAAAUACCGGUGAAAAUACCUCGAACAUCAGCUCGAGAAAAUGAAGAGCUGAGAGACCCUGCUGGUCCAGGGACCAUCAUCAUGGCUUCAGGAGUCCAGGAUUUUAACAGAACAGAGUCUGACAGACUGAAUGAGAUCAAAGGUCACCUGGAAAUAGCCUUACUGGAAAAACACUUUUUACAGGAGGAGCUCAGGAAGCUGAGAGAAGAAACAAACGCUGAAACUUUAAGGCAGGAGCUAGAAAAAGAACGGCAGAGGAGAUUAGAACUAGAACAAAAAGUCAAUGAAGUACUUAAAGCAAGAGCGGAAGAGGUGCCUGCAGCUCAGCAACCUGCAAAGCCACAGACACAAGCCAACGGAACAGAUAAGCGUAGUAACACAGUCUGUUCGAGACUCCAGAAGUGGUUUUGUGACAAAUUUGGGGAGUAUGUUGAGGACUUCAGAUUCCAGCCAGAAGAGAAUACAGUGGAAACAGAAGAGCCACUUAGUGCUAGAAGAUUGACUGAAAAUAUGAGAAGAUUAAAGAGAGGUGCCAAACCUGUUACUAAUUUUGUGAAGAAUCUUUCUGCCUUAUCAGACUGGUAUUCUAUCUACACUUCUGCUAUUGCCUUUAUUAUUUACAUGAAUGCUGUAUGGCAUGGCUGGGCCAUUCCUAUGUUCUUAUUUUUAGCAAUUUUGAGGUUGUCCCUAAAUUACCUCAUUGCCAGGGGUUGGAGAAUACAGUGGAGCAUUGUGCCUGAAGUUUCUGAACCCAUGGAACCCCCGAAAGAGGACCUGACUGUGUCUGAAAAGUUUCAGCUUGUUCUAGACGUGGCUCAGAAGGCACAGAACCUUUUUGGUAAGAUGGCAGACAUACUGGAAAAAAUUAAAAACUUGUUCAUGUGGGUCCAGCCAGAAAUAACACAGAAGCUCUACAUUACUCUAUGGGCAGCUUUUAUUGCGUCCUGCUUUUUGCCCUACAGGAUUAUUGGGCUUGCAAUGGGACUCUACGCUGGAAUCAAGUUUUUCCUUAUUGAUUUUAUCUUCAAAAGAUGCCCCAGACUAAGAGCUAAGUAUGAUACUCCUUAUAUCAUCUGGACAAGUCUCCCGACAGAUCCUCAGCUUAAAGAGAGAUCUAAUGCUACAGUGUCGAGACGGCUGUCAGGGCAUGAAAAGCUUCAAACAGCAGCGUCCAGAAGUUAUGUGGGCUCAAGCACCCCAACUGGAGUAAGUAAAGAUGAAGACACAAGUCGUUUUCAUACCACCAAGAGAGGGAAUUUCCAUGAAGUUUUUAAUCUGUCGGAAACCGAGCGUCCUUUGGCAGUGUGUGAAAAUGGCUGGCGCUGUUGCUUGAUUAACAGAGAUCGGAAGAUGCCUACAGAUUACAUCAGGAAUGGAGUUCUUUAUGUCACAGAAAAUUACUUGUGCUUUGAAAGUUCCAAAUCCGGCUCAUCUAAAAGGAAUAAAGUCAUAAAGCUAACGGACAUAACAGAUAUUCAGAAGUAUAAAGUACUCUCUGUUCUCCCGGGAUCAGGGAUGGGUAUUGCUGUAUCAACACCAUCUACACAAAAACCUUUGGUGUUUGGUGCCAUGGUACACAGAGAUGAAGCUUUUGAAACUAUUUUCAACCAAUAUGUGAAAAUAACCUCUGCAUCAUCAAGCAGUGAGAGCUAGUAUCUUAUCUUACAAGAUAUAAAGGAAACUUUCUUAUUUUACAACUUGGUAGUGAAAAAAAAAUGAGCAUCCUCAUCUAUUUUGCAAUAAUUUUUCUUGUCUGGUGGUUUAUAUUCUAUCUGUUACAUAAAUCAAGUGUAUUUUAUAUAUGCCUUCAUGUUUGUUUUUAAGGUUUUUGUAAAAAAAAAAGAAAAAACAAAAUGAAACAGAAGAGUGAAAGUGCUAUCAUCACUAUCAGCCUUGCACAUUAAGCACUUUUAAUGUUUAUUUGCUGACAUUAAAAGCUGGGAAGAUACUUGAGAGUUGACUAAAUAUCGAAGUGAAAUAGAUUGAACCCUUUAACUCCACCAAUAUCACUAGGGAUAUGUUUGUCCCUCUAUCUUAUUUAUUUUUCCCCAAGAUGUGAGAUGACUGCAGCAGCAUGAAGUCUCUUUCCUCAGCUCUGAGUUUUUAAUUUGUUCUUAGCUGAUAGCAACACCAAUGAAGUAUUAACGUCUUGGUAUUUCCAUAUUUAUAACUGCACUUAAAAUAACUCCUUCUUGCUAAUUUAUGCAGAAAGAUAUUUUACUGGUUUGAUUGGGUUCAAUUCUUCCAGCAUAGACACUUAAAUGGCUUAUACAGUAAACUGGAGGAGAAAGUUUGUAACUAUAUCUUCCUUUCCUAAUUAUCCAAAGUAAGAGGAAGGAAGGCAGGCAGAUACUUUUUAUAAAAGAGGGCACCAAAAUGUUGUUCCUAAAAUGUUAGGCGUCAUAUAUUUGUAUUUCUAUAGAUACUUGUCAUAGAAGGGCUCAACUGUUGUACAUGUUGUAUGUACAAGGUGUUUGUAUGUUAGUGCAUAAAAGACUUGCAGACUUGGGGGAGAUGGGAAUAAUUAAACUAAACUGAGAUACGACUCUUUAAUUUGGCUUUUCUCUUGAGUUACCUUGUAAUAAAAUAACACUGUAAUGUAACAGCUGAAAGCAUUAGUUCCUUUUCAGAGCAUAAUUUGAGGGGCAUUGGUAUGUUGCUGUCUUUCCCCUUGCAAAAUUAAAUUUUACUAACAAUUAAAACCAACUGCCAGGUAGAACAGGAAGGUUGUACUCCUUCUCUAAACUCUCUCAGGCCUUUCUAACAGCAAAGCACAUAUUGACCUUUGUCUUUUAAUAUUCGAAAGCUUUUAUACUCUAUAUAAUAGCACCCAUCUGAGAGAUUUAGAAUUUUAUUUCCAUUUUCAUGAAAGCACAGUAGGAGUUAUGCAAAGCCUUCCAGUAUGCCUUUUCCUUUGCUGUGUCUUUUGAGUUUGAGUAGUAUGGAUGUCUCCAGACAUUAUGCGAAUGUUCCCAAAAAAAGCAAUGGAGAUGCAAAUACUUUGUAAAAAUAGGACUUAAUUUCAUCAAGGUAUUUUUUCUCUUUUUUUAAACGGGGGUUUUCUUUCUUUAUAAGGAAAGGGGUAAGAUGAAAGAAGGGAGAGUGGAGACAAGCACUGAAGGGUGUUUAACUCAGCACAGUUUUACUUUAAGUCACUCAACAAAUGCAGCAGUAAUAAAAGGAGGUGGCAAUCAAACUGUACAAACCUUAUUUCAGUCUGGUCAUGAAGAGGUAUGGUAAGAAGAGCUUAAUAUGAACUUGUUAUGAAGAAAUGCUGUUGGAUACUGUGAUCUGUAUUGGGUAUUGUAAAGGGAAGCACUGAUGGGGCAAAAGUCUGUGCCCUGGGUAGAAACAUGAACAAGAGCGGGGGAGAAUCCACCAUAAUGGCUAAAAGGCUAGUUUUGAGUUCUCCCUUUAGAGCAGCACUUCAGCAUGACUUUGUGACCUGAAAAAGGGGUGAAUUUCUAACACCUCCUCACGUAUUGGAGGUGUUAGAAUACUCAGUGUUUGAAUACUUAAAAUAUAAGUGAAGCUGGUGGGAAAUCCAUUUUGCCGCUAUCUGAUAUGGCUGUAGCUUGACAGUUUAUGGUUUCUUCAUUUUACACAUGCAGAUUUUCUGUUUAAGUAAAAAUCCUUUAUCUUAAAUUUUUCUCAUCAAACCUACCUUAAAAUCAGUUAAUUUCUUUUUGUAAGUGCUGCAUAUUAUAAUUUGGCUUCCUUUCUGGAAACUUCCUUGAAUAGUAUGUGUGGCUAACAAAUAGACAUUAAAAUCGCUUAAUGUUAUAUAAAUCUUAAUCAGAUUCAUUAAUUUUGUCUUAAGGAAAAAAACAUUGAGUGUGUUUCAAGUUAUUCUUUUUUUUUUAAGAAACAAAAAAUAUAUUUUUUACAGAGAGCAUGCUCUUUUUCUUAUUUUUAUAUCAUUUUUCAAGUGUAAUUUAUACCUUCACUCUGAUCAUAACAGGAGUUUCGUAGGAAAUCAGUUGACUUGGAGUUAUUACCUUCUCCCCCUCCCACCCUUCACUGGUUGACCCUAGUAUAUAGAGUUGUCCUAGAUUCUGGUUCCUAGAGGAGCUGUAGGUCCUGUGCUGAUGGUGCUAGGACAAUUAACCAUAACUAGGCUUCAGAGAGAGAGAGAGAAAAAUCAUUAUCCUUUUCCCAGACUGAAAUGCCCCAUGCAUACAAUACACCCUUACGUUUUUGUUUCUGGAUGAAGAAAUUAGAAACUUUUUAUAAAAUCUAAUGUGUUGAUGUUUGAAAUUAAUCUGCACUUCAACAGUGUGGACUUAAACCUUAGCAAUUCUUAAAGCAGUAAACCUACUGCAAGCUGCAAUGCAACAUUGUUUCAUUCUAAUAUAUAGAAAAUGGACUGGAUUUUUUUUUUUUUUUUAAAUAGAGUUGUAAUAUAACUGACAAACAUCUGUACAUAUUUUGCAAAGUUCACUUUACAUUGGGUUGUCCAGGUUCCUGCUACAGAACUGCUCCUGUGGCGUAUGUAGUGUGGGAGAUCAUAGAAGAUAACCUUGGUGUGUUUGCUCACAGGUACCUGUGCUUUUCCUCCUGUGACACCCUCCGAGGUUAGGAGGGCGGGAGGGGAUGGGCAGUGAGCAAAUACACACUUAACUUGUAUUAUUACACUGAAGUCAAAUUCCAGUCUUCAUAUGUAGUUUUACAGUGUAGCCUACUGUCCUUCAGUAGCAGGCUCCCUCAUACCACUUAAUGUGAAGUGCUACUUUCUAACAGCAGAAGGUGAUGUUCUUGUCUUUCGUCUGUUUGCUGUUUAUAUUUGCGGUUUUGUUGAUGUCUGUGGUUCAUUGCUGGAUCAUUCACGUGUAAUUGGAUUUAACUUCUUUAGAAGUGCAUUGGUUAGUUUGAGUCCCUUUUAAGGAGAACAAAAAAGGGAGAUGAAAACUGACUGCGUUAAUUCUUUAUCAGUGACCAUUUCAAUUCAAACCACAAAAAAAAGCUGAAAUAUGAAAUCAUGCCUUUCCAUGCACUGUAGCUUUUGUGAGGCAAGAUUGAAUGAAACAAGGCUAUUUAUUGGUAGCAACAUCACACAGGAUGCCAGCAGCCAAACCCUACCCUUGUUCCUGCACACAAAGAGGAAAGAGAUAUUAGCCAAUUGUGAAGAGAUGAAAGGAUGUACUUUUUUGGGCUACUUAAACUUGUAUUAAAAACACUGGUAGUUUUUAUUGAAUUCUGUACAUUUUGGCAGAUGUUUAAUUUCUACUAAUUAUUGAAAGAUAAUGGAUGUUAAAAUUUUUAUGUCUGAAGUUUGAGUCUAUAUUUUGAAAUUGUAAAUAAUUCAUUAUCAGUGUAACUUUUGUUUGACAAAAGACGUAUACUGUACGAAGAAUUGAAAUAAUGAAAUGAUUUGCCCUGUACAUUUUUUAAGAAAAUCUUGUUUGUUAAAAAGUCUUGUAUAAAUUAUAAUUUUUAUUUAAAUAAACCUAAAAAU